Meriones unguiculatus (Mongolian gerbil) is the source of this 929-nucleotide messenger RNA. RefSeq names its product male-enhanced antigen 1 (gene Mea1). The record is from RefSeq and is a predicted model, not a curated record. Gene Ontology annotation, biological process: spermatogenesis. Lineage: Eukaryota; Metazoa; Chordata; Mammalia; Rodentia; Muridae. The transcript is spliced from 4 exons. Bases 170 to 694 code for a protein of 174 amino acids.
UGUCCGGGCAGGGGAUGGCAGAGGUGGGGCGAGAGGCGGACUUCUCGUCCUCGUUUGCGUCAGUCUUGGGCACGGGGCGGGGCUGGAGGACUAAGAAACCCAGCUGGUCCUGCCGCGCCGGAAGUGAAGGUGCGGGUCCGGCUGUGGGCUCUGAGAGGCCCCUGCCCGGAUGGCAGCAGUAGUUCUAGGGGGAGACACCAUGGGCCCGGAGCGUAUCUUCCCCAAUCAAACUGAGGACUUAGGGCCACAUCAGGGUCCUACAGAAGGAACUGGGGAUUGGAGCAGUGAAGAACCCGAGGAAGAGCAGGAGGAAACGGGAGCAGGACCAGCAGGCUACUCGUACCAGCCCCUCAACCAAGAUCCUGAACAAGAAGAGGUGGAACUCGCCCCAGUGGGUGAAGGAGAAGAUGGAGCUGCUGACAUCCAAGAUCGGAUUCAGGCCCUGGGGCUUCAUUUGCCAGACCCACCAAUAGAGAGCGAGGAUGAAGAUGAGGAGGGAGCUGCAGCAUUGAGCAGCCACAGCUCUAUCCCCAUGGACCCAGAACACGUAGAGCUGGUGAAAAGGACGAUGGCUGGAGUAAGCUUGCCUGCACCAGGGGUUCCUGCCUGGGCUCGGGAGAUAUCGGAUGCUCAGUGGGAAGAUGUGGUCCAGAAAGCCCUCCAAGCCCGGCAGGCAUCCCCUGCCUGGAAGUGACCACACAGAGAGAACUGCCUUAUCCCCCUAUAUUCCAAGCCAGGACCAGCACAGGACUAACAACUCUGGUUCUAACAUCCAUCUCCCGAUGUCCCUUUUCACAUCAAGGCAAAUCAGACCUCUCAGAGACCCACUUUAUUCAUUUCUGUACAUAUGGGGACAUUGGCCCGAGCCCAACCCACCUUAGCAUGUAUCACUCUGUGGAGAAUAAAGCACCCUAUGUACACAGCCAAAA